AUGGCAGAUUCCACAAUGACAAAUCGAGGAUGCUGGUCAAUUCUGGUCUUCCUGCUCUGGUUAGCUUCGUGCAACUCUAGCAGUGUACCGCGGGUCCAAGCAGUAAAUGACAUAAGUACAAACCAUAAGCCGAGAUUCCAUGAUUGUACACACUAUGAGCCAACGUUGAGAACAGAACAGCCAACGGGUACACCUGUACUACGUGUGACAGCCUCCGAUCCCGAUCAAGGACAAACGUUAGAAUACAGCAUUGCCAGCAUGCCAGAGGACCAGAAUUAUUUCAAUAUUGAUAAAACCACAGGGCAAAUCGUGUCGGCCCAUGUUUUCGAUCGAGAUGUACCAAUAAGAGAUCGAGAAAUUAAUCUUACGGUACGGGCGACCGACAACGGAUCGCCUACUCUGGCAGAUGUUUGUACUAUCAAGGUGACUAUUCUGGACAUCAACGAUGAUCCACCGAUAUUUCAGGAAUGUGUCUAUCAAGUGUCAGUGACGAAAGAUCUGCCACUAAACCAGUCCCUGGCCACCAUCUCAGCAAUGGAUCUAGAUGAUGGUGAUAACAACCGCAUUAAGUAUGAGAUCGUACAAGAACACGAAGAUAGCAGCUAUUUCGACAUCGAUGAGAGUAAUGGCUUGCUCACACUAGGUAAACCAAUCGACCGCAGUCCAGGACAGUUUUAUACAAUUCAUGUUCGGGCGUAUAGUGAAGGCUCAAUGGAAAACCAAACACAGCAAACAAAAGUAAUGGUCCGUGUACUUGACCCUAACGAUCAUGCACCGUACUUCAUCAAGAUGCCAAUGGUCCCUGUGAUGCUCAAAGAAACGUUUCAACACUACAACAUGGUUUUAGCGGAGUAUGAGGCUGUUUCAAACAUAAAGAAAGAUGAUUUUGUAGAUUUCCAGAUAAUGCAAGGAAAUACUGACUUAACAUUUUUACUGGACCAAAUCAACAAUACGGUGGCUUACAUUAAAUUGCGAAGCAGCCUUGACUACGAAAGGACAACGAAUUAUACGCUGGUAAUAAGAGCAACGAACUCUCUUAACGAAUAUGCAGAAGUAUGUUUGACGAUCAUGAUUGUGGAUGAAAACGACAACUACCCCGUAUUAGACGACAACACGGGAACUAUCCUAGAGCACGAGUUGCCUGGUACAUUUGUAAUGCAAGUUCAUGCCCGGGAUGAUGAUGGCACGGCUCCCAACAACAUUGUGUCCUAUCGGUUGGCGGACACGGAUAGGCAAUAUUUCCAAAUUGAUAGUCAAACGGGCAUCAUUACAUCGAUGGUGAAAUUCGAUAGGGAAAAGGAGAAAGCCUACGUGGUGAGUGUGACUGCGAAGGACAACGCGCCGUCUGUGAAAUUUAAGAACGGAAGCCCAAAUAGCGUUACAAAUUACUUUUUGAUUAAAGUUUUGCCGCAGUCUGAGAAGGGGAUCUAUGAAAACACUACCAUCAGUACAAAAGUGAUAGUGGUCUACAAAUACAACGGAAAGACAUCUGAUAUAGACAUUGGACGAGCACAUGUGAACGAUCCAGAUGGUUUGGAUUUGUCUAACAAAACAUUUCUCUGGGACGAAGUAACAAGUGAAGAAUCUUUGAAGCUUUUCCAACUGAACUUCAGCACCGCCCGAGCAACGGUGUUGGUGAAGGAGGUUUCGGAACAAUCAAUAGACCAGAGUGGAUCAAUUCGAUUCUACAAUGUAACGGCAGACGAAUUUAUAUCUCAAACACCGGAGCAUCGCAGCACACCGCUGCAUCGACUUCAAACGAGUAUUGCAACUGUUCUAAACGUCAGUUCAACCGAUGUGGACAUAUUCACGGUCAACAAUCGAAAGCUCCCAAAACUAUCUUUUCUGGACGUGUUCUUUGCGGUCAACGGUAGUGUUUACUCAACGUCUGAGGUGCUCAACGGUGUACUGAGUUACCAGCUGCAUCAACUGGAGGAAGACGUCGGAUUUCCGAUCGAGGUGGUUGGCAUCGAUGAAUGCGAGUUGCAAAGUAGUACUUGUGAGCAGUCAUGCAGGAAUAAGGUUCACAAAUCACCCAAACCGAUCGUCGUCUACGGCAACGCAACUUCCUUCAUAGGAAUAACCACAUUCGUAGAGGCGGAAUGUGUCUCAGAUACUCCGUUGAUCAUGUGCUUGAACGGAGGCACGCUUGAGAAUAAUAGCUGCAUAUGUCCAAAUGGCUUCGAGGGUCCACAGUGUGAAUUGAUCGACAUCUGUUUCGAUGGCAACGGGUAUGCCAUUUAUCCAUCGAUCAUUGGUGGCACAAUUUCAAACAUCAGCAUUGAGAUGUUACCCCAACGGACAGAUGGUUUGGUGUUGUACAUUGGACCCAUGAGGUACAAUCCGCGUGUAAAGACACAACCGUUUCUUGCAUUGGAGAUAAUCGACAGUAUGGCGGUACUGCUAUUAGACUACGGAACUGGAACGUUCCGUAUCCAGGAUCAACAGAUAUUUUCUCAAUACGAUUUAUUGAGAGUGGAUAUUUCAUUAAAGCCCGAAACGAUUGAGAUGAAUACCUUGAAAAAUAAGGUUGCAAUUAGCAACAGCCGAUACAAAAGUAAGGAUUUUGGUGGCAGCAUUAAGACUCAUGGACCUGUUCAGUUGGGCGGUACAAUCGUCGAUUUCACAAAGCUUGGGUCACUAUACAACUGGACGUACAUACCACAGACAAAGGGGUUCAAUGGCAACUUGCGGACCCUGACAAUAAAUGGGCGCACGAUAGAUUUUCAGCAGCAUAAUUUGGCACAGAACCUUCAUGGCAGUAUCAAAAUAGGCAUUAUAUUUAGCAAAAAAAACAACAACAAGGGCGUAAAGAAAACAACGAACCAACAUUCACAACCAUUACUUAAUAAUAAUGAAACCAGUAUUGGCGUUCCCGAAAACAGUGUACCGCGGGUCCAAGCAGUAAAUGACAUAAGUACAAACCAUAAGCCGAGAUUCCAUGAUUGUACACACUAUGAGCCAACGUUGAGAAAAGAACAGCCAACGGGUACACCUGUACUACGUGUGACAGCCUCCGAUCCCGAUCAAGGACAAACGUUAGAAUACAGCAUUGCCACCAUGCCAGAGGACCAGAAUUAUUUCAAUAUUGAUAAAACCACAGGGCAAAUCGUGUCGGCCCAUGUUUUCGAUCGAGAUGCACCAAUAAGAGAUCGAGAAAUUAACAUUACGGUACGGGCGACCGACAACGGAUCGCCUAGUCUGGCAGAUGUUUGUACUAUCAAGGUGACUAUUCUGGACAUCAACGACGAUCCAUCGAUAUUUCAUAAAUGCGUCUAUGAAGUGUCAGUGACGAAAGAUCUGCCACUUAACCAGUCCCUGACCACCAUCUCAGCAAUGGAUCUAGAUGAUGGUGAUAACAACCGCAUUAAGUAUGAGAUCGUACAAGAACACGAAGAUACCAGCUAUUUCGACAUCGAUGAGAGUAAUGGCUUGCUCACACUAGCUAAACCAAUCGACCGCAGUCCAGGACAGUUUUAUACAAUUCAUGUUCGGGCGUAUAGUGAAGGCUCAAUGGAAAACCAAACACAGCAAACAAAAGUAAUGGUCCGUGUACUUGACCCUAACGAUCAUGCACCGUACUUCAUCAAGAUGCCAAUGGUCCCUGUGAUGCUCAAAGAAACGUUCCAACACUACAACAUGGUUUUAGCGGAGUAUGAAGCUGUUUCAAACGUAAAGAAAGAUGAUUUUGUAGAUUUCCAGAUAGUGCAAGGAAAUACUGACUUAACAUUUUUACUGGACCAAAUCAACAAUACGGUGGCUUACAUUAAAUUGCGAAGCAGCCUUGACUACGAAAGGACAACGAAUUAUACGCUGGUAAUAAGGGCAACGAACUCUCUUAACGAAUAUGCAGAAGUAUGUUUGACGAUCAUGAUUGUGGAUGAAAACGACAACUACCCCGUAUUUGACGACGACACGGGAACUAUCCUAGAGUACGAGUUGCCUGGUACAUUUGUAAUGCAAGUCCAUGCCCGGGACGAUGAUGGCACGGCUCCCAACAACAUUGUGUCCUAUCGGUUGGCGGACACGGAUAGGCAAUAUUUCCAAAUUGAUAGUCAAACGGGCAUCAUUACAUCGAUGGUGAAAUUCGAUAGGGAAAAGGAGGAAGCCUACGUGGUGAGUGUGACUGCGGAGGACAACGCGCCGUCUGUGGAAUUUAAAAACGGAAGCCCAAAUAGCGUUACAAAGCACUUUUUGAUUCAAGUUUUGCCCAGAAACUAUUACAAUCCGCAGUUCGAGAAGAGAAUAUAUAGGUUCAAUUAUCUAUCAGAAGACACCGCCAUCGGCACAAAACUGAUUCAAGUGAAGGCCCACGACAAAGGUAAACAUUCCAGCAUCAAGUAUAGCAUUCUCAAGAACAACGUGGGGGAUGCGUUCAAAAUCGACGAGAAUACAGGUGUGAUUUCGGUAAAUAAUAAGUUAGACUACGAAGCGAUGUCAGAUUAUAAACUGUACGUAAAGGCGCAUAAUGGUCUAUUUCAUAAUUCAGUGAUCGUACGGUUCGGAAUAGUAAACGUUAAUGAUAACGCACCGAUAUUCAUUAAUUUGCCAAAUGUCACGAUCCCAGAAGAAACUAUCUCUCCCGAUUGUAUUGCGAUUGUGAAGGCUUACGAUCCUGACACACAGAACUCUGAAAUACCUCAAGGCAUACAAUACACACUCGAGAAGGAACUUGAGCAGCUACUGGAAAUUGACGACAGUGGAUGCGUUCGGUUAUUGAAGCCACUUGAUCGUGAUCCUCCUGAUGGUUCAAAAUUACGGCACAUCAAAAUUACUGCGACGGAUGAAAAUGGUGAAGGACAAGAUUCAACGGGCACACUAAACAUCACAUUGGAAGACAUUAACGACAACGCACCCUAUUUAACAAACACGCAACCUAUUGCAUGGGGUAAAAAUCGGACUCCGGGUAGGAUAACUAAGCUAACAGCGCAAGAUGCGGACGAAGAUCAAAAUGGCCCUCCGUUCGUUUACAGCAUCGAUCCAGAAGCCCCACUGGAGAUAAGGCAACGAUUUCAAAUUGUAGGAGACGAAUUGCAUGCAUUAAAUAAGUUUGAUCGCGACGACCCAAAAGAAUACAGCGUUCCUAUCUUGGUGAGAGAUUCGGGUGAUCCGCCGAUGAGCGCUAUUAGCACUCUGCAGAUAGUGAUCGGAGACGAGAAUGAUAAUAAAAAGCAACAGAGUAAGAGCGAUAUAGUGGUCUACAAAUACAACGGAAAGACAUCUGAUAUAGACAUUGGACGAGCACCUGUGAACGAUCCAGAUGGUUUGGAUUUGUCUAACAAAACAUUUCUCUGGGACGAGGUAACAAGUGAAGAAUCUUUGAAGCUUUUCCAACUGAACUUCAGCACCGGUAUGAUAACAAUGUUGGAAGCUACACCUUGCGGACAGUAUGAUCUUCGUUUUCAAGUAGUUCAAAAUUCGGACCAUCGUUCUCGACACAAUGUCUCAGCCCGAGCAACGGUGUUGGUGAAGGAGGUUUCGGAACAAUCAAUAGACCAGAGCGGAUCAAUUCGAUUCUACAAUGUAACGGCAGACGAAUUUAUAUCUCAAACACCGGAGCACCGCAGCACACCGCUGCAUCGACUUCAAACGAGUAUUGCAACUGUUCUAAACGUCAGUUCAACCGAUGUGGACAUAUUCACGGUCAACAAUCGAAAGCUCCCUAAACUAUCUUUCCUGGACGUGUUCUUUGCGGUCAACGGUAGUGUUUACUCAACGUCUGAGGUGCUCAACGGUGUACUGAGUUACCAGCUGCAUCAACUGGAGGAAGACGUCGGAUUUCCGAUCGAGGUGGUUGGCAUCGAUGAAUGCGAGUUGCAAAGCAGUACUUGUGAGCAGUCAUGCAGGAAUAAGGUUCACAAAUCACCCAAACCGAUCGUCGUCUACGGCAACGCAACUUCCUUCAUAGGAAUAACCACAUUCGUAGAGGCGGAAUGUGUCUCAGAUACUCCGUUGAUCACGUGCUUCAAUGGAGGCACGCUUGAGAGUAACAGCUGCAUAUGUCCAAAUGGCUUCGAGGGUCCACAGUGUGAAUUAAUCGACAUCAGUUUCGAUGGCAACGGGUAUGCCAUUUAUACAUCGAUCAUUGGUGGCACAAUUUCAAACAUCAGCAUUGAGAUGUUACCCCAACGGACAGAUGGUUUGGUGUUGUACAUUGGACCCAUGAGGUACAAUCCGCGUGUAAAGACACAACCGUUUCUUGCAUUGGAGAUAAUCGACAGUAUGGCGGUACUGCUAUUAGACUACGGAACUGGAACGUUCCGUAUCCAGGAUCAACAGAUAUUUUCUCAAUACGAUUUAUUGAGAGUGGAUAUUUCAUUAAAGCCCGAAACGAUUGAGACGAAUACAUUGAUAAAUAAGGUUGCAAUUAGCAACAGCCGAUACAAAAAUAAGGAUUUUGGUGGCAGCAUUAAGACUCAUGGACCUGUUCAGUUGGGCGGUACAAUCGUCGAUUUCACAAAGCUUGGGUCACUAUACAACUGGACGUACAUACCACAGACAAAGGGGUUCAAUGGCAGCUUGCGGACCCUGACAAUAAAUGGGCGCACGAUAGAUUUUCAGCAGCAUAAUUUGGCACAGAACCUUCAUAGCAGUCAGUGGCCAUUUAAAAGGGUCACAACGAUAUUUGCGGUUUUGUUCACUAUAAUUAUUAUUUUAGGGGUACUUUUAUGUAUCCACAUAGGCAUUGUAGUUAGCAAAAAAAACAACAACAAGGGCGUAAAGAAAACAACAAGCCAAAGUUCACAGCCAUUACUGAAUAAUAAUAAAACCAGUAUUGGCGUUCCCGAAAAGUAA
Messenger RNA from Anopheles marshallii, 6795 nucleotides. Its product is annotated as DE-cadherin-like. Lineage: Eukaryota; Metazoa; Arthropoda; Insecta; Diptera; Culicidae. Bases 1 to 6795 code for a protein of 2264 amino acids. The transcript is spliced from 4 exons. Gene Ontology annotation, biological process: homophilic cell-cell adhesion. Gene Ontology annotation, cellular component: plasma membrane; catenin complex. Gene Ontology annotation, molecular function: calcium ion binding; cadherin binding. The record is from RefSeq and is a predicted model, not a curated record.